AUGCCGUCGAAUCCUACUAGAGUGGCGGUGGUUGGUGGAGGAGCGAUGGGGACUUUCUUCGCUCAAGCGUUGUCUAAAAAAGUUCCCGAUGUUGUGCUCAUGACGAGUCCCCACUCACAUGCAGCGGCGAUGAUGAACUCGGGUUUGGAUUGUGUCGACAGUGAGGGCAGGAUGUUACCUGCUCUGGAGGGAACACAACCUAACACUGUGGGAUUCCGAGUUGUUCAUAAUGCUGAAGAUUGCCUAGGUGCAUUCGGUGGUACUACACCGGAGCUUGUGGUGGUAGCCUCCAAGGCGUGGCAGUUGGAAGAUCCAGAUGUCGUUAAGAAACAUCUUUCUGGUUUACUCAGUGAUGGAGCCCCUGUGCUUAGUAUUCAAAACGGCAUUGGAGCUGUUGAUGCGUUAUCGGUCGUGAGCAAAAAUAUCUUCCAG
Messenger RNA from Perkinsus marinus ATCC 50983, 432 nucleotides. RefSeq lists its product as hypothetical. The transcript is spliced from 4 exons. The record is from RefSeq and is a predicted model, not a curated record. The annotation marks the transcript as partial. NCBI's taxonomy places the organism in Eukaryota, Perkinsozoa, Perkinsida, Perkinsidae.